Messenger RNA from Symsagittifera roscoffensis, 1347 nucleotides. RefSeq lists its product as uncharacterized. The transcript has 3 exons. The record is from RefSeq and is a predicted model, not a curated record. Lineage: Eukaryota; Metazoa; Xenacoelomorpha; Acoela; Convolutidae. The coding region runs from base 342 to 1151 and encodes 269 amino acids.
AAAUCAGUAUAGCUGCUUAAAAACAUGAAAAUCGUAUAAUAAGGCCCACUCAAAGUGAGUUUGAACUAUGUGGACAAUUUUUGAGUUCUUGAGCUUGCUAGCUAUCGAUCUUCUCUUUAUGUUUUCUAAAUUGGCGAUGAAUGCCUUUGUGCGAUUCUUCAACUGACGUGUAAGCUCACAUUUGUUAUUUUCUAACAAUGCUUGAUUGACGUACUUAUUUAUUGUUAAUUCGACUAUGUUCUACCGUCUUUGGUCUUUCUUUUGAUGACCUAAUCUUACAACUUCUCGAAGAAUUUUUUGUUCAAUUAAACUGAUUUGGUUUGUACUUUGUUAACGCUGCAAUGGGCGACGAAUUAAAAGGCUCCGAAGAACGCUAUCAGGCUCUGAAAACAAAAUACGAGGAUCUAAGGGCCAAAUAUAACACAGUAGUGAAGGAAAAUAAUCAGUUUCAGAACCAACUCGAUCUUAAAAAAUCUGAGUUCGAAGCGCUGAAGAAGUCUUCAAAAGAAUCUUCGUCUAAACUUCUAUUGCAAGUUGCGGAUAUUCAGAAAGAAAAAACGAAUUUGAGCAGAAGCUUGAACGCCAAAGACAAAGAAAAUGAGAAUCUGCGAGCUGAUAUAGCGGAUAAUGAUAAAUUUAUGGAUGGAGUUCGCCGAGAAAUAAUUGAGUUCAGAGAUGCGAAGAAUAGCCAAGUUGAACAGUUGCAGCAGCAGUUGAACGCUUUGAAACAAGCAUCGACUAAUGAAGCAGUGCAGGACCAAGCCAAGAUACUGGCAGAGUCAGCGGCCAAAAUUCAGUCUCUAGAAGAGGAAAAUCGGACAUUGAAGAAAGAGGUCAAUGACCUACAGGAAUCUCUGAGUGAGCAUGCGUCCGAUUUAGAGAAGCUUCGAGCUAUCGAGGACGACAGUCAGACGUUCAAGGGGCUAAAACAGCAACUGGAGGCGGUGGCCAGAAAGCUAUCAGCAGUGGAGCUCCAGAGAUGUCGCCAGUCAAGUCAAUCGAACGGAGAUACAGAUGAAGUGUUUGGAGAGGGCAAGGGUAGUGGGGGAGUGCGAUUGAGGAAGGCAUCGAGCAACCUAUCAGCUCUGAUCAAAGGACAAUACCUAUCAAAGAAAAGUGGAUCUCAUUCUGAUGCGAACAAUCAAAACUAAUCAUAUAGUUUUCCUGGGUCAUAAUCUUCCUUACUUUGAUUUCUUUUCUGUCAACUUAUUUGAUACGAUGCACGAAUUUGGAAAUCAAAAAAAAUGUAUGUCCAUAAACUGUCGGCCACGUAAUAGUUUUGUUUGUACUUCUAAUGAGAUUUCAGUCUGUAGAUUAGUAAUUGAAUAAAAUCUACUAUUAGUAUUA